UCACUUCCUACCGAGAAUUAUUGAGCUUCAUUUCAUUCAUACCGAACUUCCUCCCACAGAUGGCAAUGAAGCGUGCUGCUACUUCUGCAAUUAAAGCUUUUGCUUCUUCUCAGACUUCCUUUUCAGGUUUAUCAACGAAUUUCGCCCGUAACCUCCAUGCGUCUCCAGGGAGCAAAAAGAUUGUUGGGGUGUUUUACAAGGCCAACGAAUAUGCUACAGAAAAUCCCAAUUUCGUAGGCUGUGUGGAGAAUGCAUUGGGCAUACGCAACUGGCUGGAAUCACAAGGCCAUCAGUAUAUUGUUACGGAUGACAAAGAAGGACCCAAUUGUGAACUUGAGAAGCACAUUCCUGAUCUUCAUGUGCUCAUAUCGACACCCUUCCAUCCAGCCUAUGUGACAGCAGAAAGGAUCAAGAAGGCCAAAAAUUUGCAACUGCUUCUUACAGCUGGAAUAGGGUCAGAUCACAUUGACCUGAAGGCAGCAGCAGCUGCUGGGCUAACUGUUGCAGAAGUCACCGGAAGUAAUGUGGUUUCAGUUGCGGAAGACGAAGUCAUGAGAGUACUCAUUCUUAUGAGGAACUUUGUGCCUGGAUACCAGCAAGUAGUUAAUGGAGAAUGGAAUGUUGCUGCUAUUGCUUGCAGAUCUUAUGAUCUUGAGGGGAAGACUGUGGGAACUGUUGGUGCAGGGAGAAUUGGCAGACUUUUACUCCAAAGAUUGAAACCUUUCAAUUGCAAUCUUCUCUAUCAUGAUCGGGUCAAGAUGGAUCCGGAACUGGAGAGUCAGAUAGGGGCAAAGUUUGAGGAGGAUCUCGAUAAAAUGCUUCCCAAAUGCGAUGUCAUAGUUGUCAAUACUCCUCUUACAGAGAAGACAAGGGGGAUGUUUAACAAAGAAAGAAUUGCAAAGAUGAAGAAAGGAGUCCGUAUUGUCAACAAUGCCCGAGGAGCAAUUAUGGAUACACAAGCAGUUGUCGAUGCUUGCAAUAGCGGACAAAUUGGAGGUUACAGUGGGGAUGUUUGGAACCCACAACCAGCGCCAAAAGAUCAUCCAUGGCGUUACAUGCCAAACCAGGCUAUGACUCCUCAUAUUUCUGGUACUACCAUUGACGCACAGUUGCGGUAUGCUGCUGGAGUUAAGGAUAUGCUUGACAGGUACUUCAAAGGAGAAGACUUCCCUGCAGAAAACUAUAUUGUUAAAGAUGGUCAACUAGCAAGUCAGUAUCGGUGAUUUUGUGCUUCCAAAGCCUGCAGAGUCUUGGUAAAACUUUGUCCAGGUCUUUAAGUUCCAUUUCCAAGUUUAAAAAAAAAUAAUAAUAAUAACAAUAAAGUUGUAAUGACUGAAGUCACAACAGUAGUAUCAUCUUCAUGUGUGUGUGUGUGUGUGUCAGUUUUAAAAUUUUAAGUCUGUAAAUGGAUGAGUUUCAAUAAUUGACUGUUUUUUGCUGGGUA
Molecule: messenger RNA, 1444 nt
Organism: Carica papaya (papaya)
Lineage: Eukaryota; Viridiplantae; Streptophyta; Magnoliopsida; Brassicales; Caricaceae
Gene: FDH
Product: formate dehydrogenase
Cellular component (GO): chloroplast; mitochondrion
Molecular function (GO): formate dehydrogenase (NAD+) activity; oxidoreductase activity, acting on the CH-OH group of donors, NAD or NADP as acceptor; NAD binding
Source: RefSeq, a predicted model, not a curated record